AGUCGGUAAGAAGUCGUGGUGAGACGUGCUAUAUGCGCACGCGCAUCGAAAUGUACGAAUUUAUACGGAGAUGUUAAUUGUAUGUGUUAACGUGAUUAGAGUAUAAUAGUGUAAAAUCGUGAAAGUGUAUUGCGUCAUCAUGAAAUAUAAAUUUAUGUACAUAUUUAGUAUAUGCUGCUUACAAUUAGAAUAUUGUAGAAGCGAAUAUAUAUACAACAUACUCAGUGAUGUUACAGAAAACACAGAAAAAUAUGAAUCAAUAACUGGACCAGACAAUUUCGACUUAAUUAAAUUAAAACCGGAUGAAAUAAUUUUGCUACCGUUGCAAGAAGAUAUAAAUUUGUCUCCUCCGUAUGAUAUACAUUCUGUUUUAAGUUUAAGUAUUGUUGAUGAUACAUCAUGCCUUUUCUCAAUAACAACUGAUGAAAAUGAAAAUCUAGCCGUUUGUUUUGAGCCCGGUGGUGUAGAUAUUGUUCGCUUGAUUUUAUAUAUCAAUGGUUUAUCCAACAGUGAUAUCUCGUUUACGAUAACAAGCGACCAACUUAUUGAAUUAACUGAGAUAUUACUACAUGUUGAAAAGGAUAAAGUGCAGUUGUAUAUCGACUGUAAAAUGGAUAGUGAAAUAACAGAAAUAUCAAUAAAGGAUAUCGAAUUAAAAAAGAAUAUCUCUAAAAUAGUGUUUGGGAAAAUCAACACUUUUGAUACCAAUACUUUUCAGGGACUUAUACAAAGUGCUAAGCUGUACAUUGGAACCGACGACGUAAAUACAGUAUGCACUAAGAACACCAAACUUCCCGAGAGUAGUUCUGACACGAUCGAAGAAAGUAAUGUUCCUCGAGCCGAGUUCUUAAAGCGCCCUAUCAAAUUUACAGAUAUUCAAGGCAACGAUCCCGGUUUUUUGGAGGGAAUAUCAACGGAUGAGCCAGUUUUGCUAGGAUUAAGGGGUAAAAAAGGCGAUAGAGGUGAUAAGGGUGAGCCUGGUGAGACGAUAAUUGGACCUCAAGGACCUCAGGGUCUACCUGGUGUUCCAGGAAAAGAUGGAUCACCGGGCGAUAAAGGGGAAUGUAGUUGUUCAACGCAGCUGGUAUCAAAGUUAUUGGCGGAUAUGCCAGAAUUAAGAGGACCACCAGGCAGAGCAGGAUCUCCAGGAAAAGAUGGGGAACCUGGAUUAUCCGGUAAGACGGGUCCCCGCGGUCCUCAAGGUGAACGAGGUUUACCUGGGGAUAUUGGCUUACCAGGAAAAGGAGGACCUGUUGGACAAAAGGGUGAGCCAGGACUAAAAGGUGAUAUGGGACCUCAAGGACUUCAAGGUCCAAUGGGUCCACAAGGACCGCCUGGAGAAAGUCGAAAGGGUGAAGAUGGAAAACCUGGAGAAAAUGGAAAGCCAGGGGAACCUGGGAUUCAAGGUGAUCCUGGAAAGGAUGGAUUAAGGGGACAUAAGGGUGAUAAAGGGGAGACGGGUCCCGUGGGACCACCGGCUAAACUGUCAUCGAUAAUAGAAAUGGACCCGAAUAAUCCUGAAGAUGCUGCCAUUAUGGAAAUACUCAAGGGACCAAAAGGAGACACGGGUCAGAAGGGAGAAAUAGGUUUGAUGGGACCGCUCGGAAAAGCUGGCCAGGAUGGUUCUCCUGGUGAAAGAGGACAUAGAGGACAUAAGGGAGAUGAAGGUCGCAAGGGGGAGAAGGGUGAUACAGGAGCACCUGGACCUCCUGGAAAUUCUCCAACAGGUGGUUUGUUAGAUUGUCACAAUUGCAAGUCCGGGGCAGAUGGAAGGCCGGGAGAAGCUGGCUCACCUGGUGUUCCUGGAAAAGAUGGAAUAAGGGGUCAUAAGGGUGAUAAAGGGGAGAGGGGUCCAGUUGGACCUGUAACCAAACUAUCUUCGAUAUUAGAAUUGGACCCAAACAACCCAGAAGAUGCUGCUAUCAUAGAAAAACUCAGAGGAGUAAAGGGAGAUAUGGGAGUGAAGGGAGAGAAAGGUGAUAGGGGAUUUAGAGGACCUGAAGGCAAUCCGGGCAAAGAUGGUAUGCCAGGUGAAAGAGGACACAGGGGACAUAAAGGAGAUCAAGGAAGCAGGGGUGAGAAGGGAGAUGUAGGUGCUCCUGGACCUCCUGGGAAUAUAACAACUAUCAGUUUGAUGAAACUCAAAGGUGAAAAAGGGGAUGCUGGUGUCCCAGGGAUAGCUGGACCUCCUGGCACUUGUCCGACGGUCACCAAAUCUGCUGCACAAGGGCCUCCGGGUCCCCAAGGAUCUCCAGGACUCCCUGGUCCCCCUGGACCCCCAGGACCUGCUGGACCACCUGGUGUUUCCAUCACUGGGCCUAAAGGAGAACCUGGUGAAUCAAUAGUCGACACUUCAUUCGUCUUUAGAGAAGGUGAGACAGGAGCAUUGGAUGACGAAGACGACUUCUAUACAGCAGCUACAGUUAUAUACAGAACUAUCAAAGGCUUAAUAAAAAGAACAUCCUUAACACCGCUGGGGACGAUAGCUUAUGUACUACAAGAGAAAAGAUUGUUGGUCCGGAUCGAAAAUGGUUGGCAAUAUGUUAUUGUAGGCUCGCUAUUACAAACACAAGAUUCAUUCAACAGCAGAUCGUACCAGCCCGUAUCUUCUAGAGAACAUUUAGAAGAACAGUCAACAAAAAUUAAUCAAGAUUCUGAUGGAGGAGGAACACGUUCAUCAAAACAAAAUCUGGGUGACGUUAAGCCAUCUAUCCAUUCUACAGAAUAUGUAGAGUUACAGAACAGAAAGAAUGCUAUUGAUAAUUUAUAUAUUCGAUUAGUGGCGCUCAACGAACCAUACCAGGGGAACAUGGUAACUCUCACUAACCGGACCGGGAGAAAUGCUGUGAACCAAGAAUGUCACAAGCAGGCCCUAAGAGUUUUCAAAAGUAAUAGCUUCGUCGCAUUUUUGACUAAUAAGAUAGACGAUUUGAAAUCCAGAGUAUUCCGAGACAGGAACCUGCCAAUAGUAAACUUACACGGACAAGUACUUUUCGACUCUUGGAAUCAAAUGUUCAAUGGUUCAGGGGCACUUUUUGGGAAUGCGAAUAUAUACAGUUUCAACGGGCGGAAUGUUCUAAAUGAUCCCACUUGGCCAGUGAAAGCGAUUUGGCAUGGUAGUACACCUUCUGGGAUAAGAACGCCCAAAACGUUUUGCGAUGAAUGGCAGAGCGAUAAACCUCUUGACUUUGGAACAGCAUCUUCACUUCGUAGAAACAAACUGUUAAACCAAGAGCUAUAUCCGUGUGAUAACAAGCUGAUAGUAUUAUGCGUAGAAGCAACAGCCAACCGCAUAUCGAGGCGAAGGCAUACGCUUACAAGAUCUCGAAAGCGAGCCGGACGAGAAACACAAACUGAUUCAAUACUCCCGGAAUUUUUGUAAAAUUCAAUAGUAUUAUUACAAUUAAAAUCAAUUGUACAUGCUUUAAUUUAUUGUUGACAUGAAUCGCAUUUGUUUGUAAAUACGUACGAAAGUAAUUGUGUGAUAUGAGUAUCCAUUAUUUCGAUAUUAUUAACUAGGUAUUAGCAGGCUAUGUGACUCAAGAGUGUGUGUGAAAUAAUUUAUAAAAUGUCAAUGAUAUAAUUUCUUGUGCCAUACUUGUUACUUUUGAUGAAUUAAAUUCAUAAUAUUUAAAUGA
Molecule: messenger RNA, 3638 nt
Organism: Leptidea sinapis
Lineage: Eukaryota; Metazoa; Arthropoda; Insecta; Lepidoptera; Pieridae
Product: collagen alpha-1(XXII) chain-like
Exons: 30
Coding region: 140-3382 (1080 amino acids)
Source: RefSeq, a predicted model, not a curated record